Molecule: messenger RNA, 123 nt
Organism: Phytophthora nicotianae INRA-310
Lineage: Eukaryota; Oomycota; Peronosporomycetes; Peronosporales; Peronosporaceae
Exons: 2
Coding region: 1-123 (40 amino acids)
Source: RefSeq, a predicted model, not a curated record
AUGCUGCUCGAAGAAGCAGCGUGUUUAGUGGAAGAAACGCUGGUACCUGUUAAAGUCAUGACGACGGCACAGGUUUUCCCAACGGGCUAUGCGCAAAAGUGCAUUGCACGAAUCAACGAGUAG